Dipodomys spectabilis (banner-tailed kangaroo rat) is the source of this 3549-nucleotide messenger RNA. RefSeq names its product WD repeat domain 6 (gene Wdr6). Gene Ontology annotation, biological process: tRNA methylation. Gene Ontology annotation, molecular function: protein binding. NCBI's taxonomy places the organism in Eukaryota, Metazoa, Chordata, Mammalia, Rodentia, Heteromyidae. Gene Ontology annotation, cellular component: cytoplasm. The record is from RefSeq and is a predicted model, not a curated record.
CUGUAGCUGAGGGAGCCGGCGGGUCGUCGGCCGGGCGGGCGCGCGCGGAGGGCUCGUUCUCGCGAGAGCGCAGCUGCCUGGCUCGGAGGUGCAGCCGCGGCGGCGGAGAGAGGAGCCGUCAUGGACGCCGUGGAGGACUGUGUGUGGCCCAGGGCCACGUCGGAGCUCAUCCUCCUGCCGGUCACGGGCCUGGAGUGCGUGGGGGACCGGCUGCUGGCGGGCGAGGGGCCUGAUGUGCUGGUGUACAGCCUGGACUUCGGCGGGCACCUGCGGAUGAUGAAGCGAGUGCAGAACCUGCUGGGCCACUAUCUGAUCCACGGCUUCCGGGUGCGGCCGGAGCCCAAAGGAGACACUGACUCGGAGGCCAUGAUCGCCGUGUUUGGGAGCAAGGGGCUCCGCAUCGUGAAGCUCAGCUGGGGUGAGAGCCGCUUCCGGGAGCUCUGGCGCUCGGGCUUGUGGACCAUGUCCGACUGGAUCUGGGACGUCCGCUGGCUCGAAGGCAACGUGGCCUUGGCGCUGGGCCACAACUCCGUGGUGCUCUACGACCCUGUGAUAGGAUGCAUGCUCCAGGAUGUGGCCUGCACCGACAGGUGCACGCUGUCGUCAGCCUGCCUGAUCGGGGACACCUGGAUGGAGCUGACCAUUGUGGCCGGGGCCGUCUCCAACCAGCUCCUGGUGUGGUACCCCGCCACCGCCCUCACGGAUGACAAGCCAGUGGCUCCCGACCGGCGGGUGAGCGGCCACGUCGGGGUGAUCUUCAGCAUGUCCUACUUGCAAAGCAAGGGCCUGCUGGCCACGGCCUCGGAAGACCGCAGCGUCCGGAUCUGGAAGGUGGGUGACCUGCGCGUGCCCGGGGGGCGGGUGCAGAACAUCGGCCACUGCUUCGGCCACAGCGCGCGCGUGUGGCAAGUCAGGCUCUUGGAGAAUUACCUCAUCAGCGCCGGGGAGGACUGUGUGUGCUUGGUGUGGAGCCACGAAGGGGAGAUCCUCCAGGCCUUUCGGGGCCACCAGGGCCGCGGCAUCCGAGCCGUCGCUGCGCACGAGAGGCAGGCGUGGGUCAUCACCGGGGGCGACGACUCCGGCAUCCGCCUCUGGCACCUGGUGGGGCGCGGGUACCCAGGCCUGGGCGUCUCGGCGCUCUCCUUCAAGUCUCCCAGCAGGCCGGGCGUCCUCAAAGCCGUCACCCUGGCCGGCUCCUGGCGACUGCUGGCCGUGACUGACCAAGGAGCCCUGUAUCUCUACGACCUGGAGGUCAAGUGCUGGGAGCAGCUGCUGGAGGAUCCCAACUUCCAGUCUUACUGCCUCCUGGAGGCGGCGCCCGGGCCCGAGGGCUUCGGCCUGUGCGCCAUGGCCAAUGGGGAGGGCCGCGUCAAGGUGGUCCCCAUCAACACCCCGACCGCCGCCGUGGACCGGACCCUGUUCCGCGGGAAGGUCCACAGCCUGAGCUGGGCCCUCCGAGGCUACGAGGAGCUGCUGCUGCUGGCCUCGGGCCCCGGCGGGGCGGUGGCCUGCCUGGAGAUCUCCGCCGCGCCGUCGGGCAAGACCAUCUACGUCAAGGAGCGCUGCCGGUACCAGCUGCCCCCGAGCAAGCAGCGCUGGCACACGUGCAGCGCCUUCCUGCCGCCCGGGGACUUCCUGGUGUGCGGGGACCGCCGGGGCUCCGUGCUGCUGUUCCCCGCGCGGCCGGGGCUGCCCCAGGACCCCGGGGGGGGCGGCGGGGCCGGGCCCGGGGCGCCGGGCGCCGGCGGCCAGCACGCGGCGGCUGGGUACGGCCCCGUGUCCACGCUGCACUCGCUGCACGGGAAGCAGGGGGUGACCUCGGUCACCUGCCACGGCGGCUACGUGUACACCACGGGCCGCGAUGGCGCCUACUACCAGCUGUUCGUGCAGGGCGGCAAGCUGCAGCCCGUGCUGCGGCAGAAGUCGUGCCGGGGCAUGAACUGGGUGGCGGGGCUGCGCAUGGUGUCGGACGGCAGCACGGUCGUCCUGGGCUUCCACGCCAACGAGUUCGUGGUGUGGAGCCCGCGGUCGCACGAGAAGCUGCACAUCAUCAACUGCGGCGGCGGCCACCGCUCCUGGGCCUUCUCCGACACCGAGGCGGCCAUGGCCUUCGCCUACCUCAAGGACGGGGACGUGAUGCUGUACCGGGCGCUGGGCGGCUGCACGCGGCCCCACGUGAUCCUGCGCGAGGGCCUGCACGGCCGGGAGAUCACGUGCGUCCGGCGGGUGGGCACCGUCACCCUGGGGCCCGAGUUCGAGGUGCCCGGCCUGGAGCCGCCAGACGACCUGGAGCCGGGGCGCGAGGGGCCCGGCCCCAUCGACAUCGUGGUCACCUGCAGCGAGGACACCACCGUCUGCGUGCUGGCGCUGCCCACCACCACCGGCUCCGCGCACGCGCUCACGUCCGUCUGCAACCACAUCUCCUCGGUGCGCGCGCUGGCCGUGUGGGGCCUGGGCACCCCGGGCGGCGCCGGCCGCGCCCGGCCCGGGCUCACCGCCCACGUGGUGUCGGCGGGGGGCCGCGCGGAGAUGCACUGCUUCAGCAUCAUGGUCACCCCCGACCCCAGCACCCCGAGCCGCCUGGCCUGCCACGUCAUGCACCUCUCCUCCCACCGGCUGGACGAGUACUGGGACCGGCAGCGCAACCGCCAUCGGAUGAUCAAGGUGGACCCUGAGACCAGGUACAUGUCCCUGGCCAUCUGUGAAGUCGAUAAGCCUGGCAUGGGGCCGCUCGUGGCCGCGGCUUGCAGCGACGGGGCGGUGAGGCUCUUCCUCCUGCAGGACUCUGGGCGAAUUCUGCAGCUCCUGGCUGAAACAUUCCACCAUAAGCGAUGCGUCCUCAAGGUCCACUCGUUCACGCACGAGGCGCCAGACCAGCGGCGGCGGCUGCUCCUGUGCAGCGCAGCCACCGAUGGCGGCCUGGCCUUCUGGGACCUCACCACCGUGCUGGAGCCCCAGGGGCAGCCGGCCCUGCCCUUCGACCUUGGCCCACCCUGCCUCACUGUCCAGGCCCACAGCAGCGGGGUCAACAGCCUGCACACACUGCCCACGCCCGACGGUCGCCAUCUCGUGGCCAGUGGCAGUGAGGAUGGGUCUCUCCACAUCUUUGUGCUUGCUGUGGAGAUGCCAGAGCAGGGGGAGACUGAGACCAAGGACGAGGCCCAGCCGGUGCCCCGGCUGCGCGCCCUGGAGGAGUACUCGGUCCCUUGUGCGCAUGCGGCCCACGUGACUGGCCUUAAGCUCCUAAGCCCCAGCCUCAUGGUCUCAGCCUCCAUCGACCAGCGGCUGACCUUCUGGCGGCUAGGACACGGCGAGCCCACCUUCAUGAACAGCGCUGUGUACCACGUGCCAGACGUGGCGGACAUGGACUGCUGGCUUGUGAGCCCCGAGUUUGGUCACCGCUGUGCUCUUGGGGGCCAGGGGCUCGAGGUGUACAACUGGUAUGACUGAGGCAAGUGGGGCGCCUGCCCGCUGGGCAAGGGGUCUUGCAGGACGGCGGAAGUGGGGAUCGCCUGUCUGUGCCCAUGCCCAGCACACCUCCAGGAAGAG